AAACACAUCUCCUUUGGACCCUGUGCUAAUCGCUUGAGAGUAAGAGGAUAUGUUGAAGAGCGAGAAAGUUUAAGGUGCUUGUUCCAAAAAGUGGAUCUUGUAGUUAUGCCUUCAAGAACAGAGGGCUUUGGACUUACAGGACUCGAGGCAAUGUCAGCUGGUCUCCCAGUGCUCGUUAGUAGCAAUUCUGGUUUUGUAAAAGCACUGCGAAGUGCAGCUUUUGGUUUUUUCAUUUGUAAUUGACUAAGAGGACCCUGCAAUCUGGACCGUAGCCAUCCAGAAAAUCUGGUCCAAGGAUUGCCUAGUCCCUAGGCCUCACUUUUACGCGCGGCCAAAGCGUUUCGGGUCACGUGGUCCAUGCGAAAAUGUGAGGCCGUUUACCGCCCGUUCGCCUCGGAUACGUCACCGAAAAACAAAUUGACCGAGAGGGACUGGGAAAACGCCGUACAGGAACUAGGCAAGUCCAAGGACAGAAAAAGUCGACUUGACGAAGCGGUGACCUUGCGUGAUUCUUAUGGUAGGAAAUACGACUGGGCCAAACAGAUAAAAGAGUUAGUUGACAAGAUGAGCAGCUUGACUUAUUGUAGGAAUGUCGAUUAUCUUUUUCUUCAAUGAUACGUUGUCAGAAAAUAACAGAAAAAGGAAAACAGACUAAAAUGUUUCCCUGAAAUCUAAAUAAGAUGGCACGUGAAUACGUUUUUGUACGUUAUGCUGAUAUUAGGAAAACUGUAAUGUUUGUAAUUUCUUCAGCUACAUUGUUUUCUGCAGCGGAAUGGUUUAUAGAGAGCGGUCAUAGGCUUUAUUUACAGCAUUUCACAUACAGCUGUAUAUGAUUGAAGCCAUUCAUACGUUAUCAUCGCAACACCCUGGUUUCAGGAGCCGAUUAUGUUUUCGUCCAUUUUGUUUCAACAGAAGAUUAUCCAAAGGCACGGAGCUCCUUAGAAACAAAGCGCGAGGCUUCUCAGAGGGCGGAAGGCGUGACUGAGGACCACGAAGGUACAUGUUCGUGCACUUUGUAAUAAAUGUACCUCCUGUUGUCUAUGAAGGAGUGUUCAUAUGAAUCACUAAAAUAAAUUGAAUUUAGAUGACUCGGAAAAACUUAGCCUAUUGGCAGAUAAACACCUCUACACAAUUCUCUUACACUCGUGUUAUUCAAGUUCCCGGAUGUACAGUCACACGGUUGGCAGACCAGCAUAGACUCUGCUUUCACACCUAGAAAAGUGCUUCUUUUUUACCAAAUGAGCCUGCCAAAAAAAAAACAUGCACGCAUGAGAGAAUCAUGAGGGACAUUUCACUGAUCUUUAACGAACUUAGAGUUUCUCCUUUUUGAUUUAUUUGCAAUAAUUAUAAGUAGAGAAAAUUGGGGAAUUCAACAAUGACAAAUUCCCCACCUGUUGAUGAAAAAUACCCCUCUCUAGGAGAUACAACGUGAUAAAUGCCUGACAAGCGUCCUUGAUGGCCUGUGUACAGUCGCCCCCCUCACUUCAGAAACUCGGGGAGAGACUUCUUUGAUUUCUCUCGCAGAUUUCUUCCGAGGGGAGGCGGGGCGUCUGUACAUACGCUACCUUGGAGGAAUGGGCGCACUUGGAAGUGACUGAACCUUAACUUCCAUUGAGAUUAUCCUAAUUGUAGCCAAUUGUUUGGCAUGUUUCCACAGAGUCUUCUAUGGAAAUUGACAACAAGCUAAGAAAAAACCCUAGUGUUAACAAGCAUCUCAAUUCAGAGGCGUCCCUUGAUAGUGACUGUGAAAAGAAAGCUGGUCCUGCAUCAGGAAGUCAAACGGAAAUAUCCAUAAAUGAAGUUUCCGAGUCACAGAAUAGACAUAAGCGCAAAAAGUCAGAAUCUGAUUGCGAUCCAGGUAUGGGCUAAUGUAAUUUGCUUUCUUGUUUUUGCCCACUAGUACAUCUUAAGGGUCGGUUUUCUCAGAGGCGCUUUUUCCCUUCAAGAUUUGUUACCGUUUACACCGUGGCUGUUCAAUACUUUGUUCAUUGCAGCUGGUAGCUAAAAUUCAGUACCAGAUUUUACCUUGGGCUGGCGAAUACAAAAAUAUGAGAACCAGAUUUUAUAGACCCUGAAACGAUGAAGAAUGAAGUAAAGUUACAAGAAUAACAACAAAUUUACUUUAUUUCAGUAUUUACGUCGCCAGUAGCUUGCUUGGUAUCAAUGACCCUGAUAAGAUCUACAGAGACCUGUGUUGCUUACCAUUUACAAAAACCACCCAGAUGGAAAUCUUGUGCAUAAACAUAAAGCUAUAAAAUUUGACGUGGUGGAAGAACGGAUCGCUACGACGUAUAUCCAAACCCGCUGGACAGACUAAUUAAAAAGUGUGGAAAAUUGCAUCACCUCAAAUCAUAGCCCAUAUUUUCUGAAGCUUCCCAAAUGGAAUUUUCUAACCAGAAUUUCCUGUUUUCGCAUGUAAAUGUUUAGUACGCCUGGUGACUUAAAAAAAUGCUAUAUUCGGAUUGUGGCAUUUUGUUUCUUCACUAACUGCACACACUCUGAUCUGGUUACUUCUACCAAAUGCGGACAUAUUUAUCCCAUGAUUGCUUUCUAGCACAUGGCUGACUCAGGUUGUUAGAGCUCUACAUUAGAGGGACUAACUAGCGGUUGCAAAUUUUAAGUAUGAUGCUGCGAACAGAUGCUGGGUAGUAAAACAACAUCAAUUGACUCUGAAGAUGGCUACGGCACAGGUUGUCGAAACGUCAGUCACUGUCAACAGCAACAGUCCUAUUCACGGACUAGGUUCACCCGGACGAUCAUACCCAACCUACUUAUGAAAUAAUUCCUGGGUUUAAACCUUUCACGAAACAACAUCUGAUAGACUAUGAACUGACAAUACCGUCACAUUUUGCUUAUUACGGACUAUUUUAUUGGGCCAAUUAAUAUUUGUGAGUGAAAGGACUAUGAGGGUCCCUACAAUCACUGUUUCUUUGUGAUUUGGGUUUUUGAAACUGUUUGCGCGCUUCACAAUGUGCGAAACUAAGGGCAAUGAAUGAUUUUCCAGUAAUGUGAGACUUAGUUAUGCGCACAGGAUUAUGGGAUCGCCAAGGGGGCAAACAUUGCAAAUCGCUACAAAGAAAUGUAUGGCUUGGAGCUGUUUCUCCGUUAAAAGCAGUGUCUUUGGACAGAGAAUGCCGCAUUUUGCCGUGAUUUUAUGAGAAGCGGAGGUGUCUAAUGUUGGUGUUUUGAAAUUGUAAUUUUUUUUGGGAUCAAUGCUAUGAAAUCUAUCGAUAAACACUCCUUGCGUAAGGUCGACUGUGAAAUUUACUGAAUGGUCUCGAAAUAUAUAGUACUAACUUAGGUAUAAAUGAGCGGGGAAUGCGGACUCAUUUAAGCCUUUCCAGUUGUACUUACAUGUGCUCAUAUUUACAAUGAGUAUAAUUACGCUCCGCUCGGCGGCGAUCACAAUGCUGUGCCGGUUUGUGACAACGAUCGAAGGUAAGCUUAUGUAUUGUCGAAUUUGAUAUGUAUUAACUUUAAAAACAAAAACAAAUUCCCCACAUUAGUAUAUUGAUUUCUUCUCGCCAAAAAAAACACAAGCGAAAUGUUUUGUUAUGAUCCAGAGCACCAAUGAGUUCUAAUGCCUUUUCCAAUCAUUUUUAGGGAAGAUAUAGAAUCUCUGAAUUUCGCACAUGAACUUGGUAUUUUAUAUUUACACACUCUGACUGCUUUUGUAUCGGAAAUCUUACUCGUUCUACGAUUUCUGCCUCGUCUACUAAUGGUUAAAUACCAUGUACUUUCCAUGAAAUAUUUCGUAGAUGUCACUUUGUUUAUACCAAAGUAAACGAGGAUUAUUUAUUUUUAUGGCCACGUACAUACCAAUGAUUGUUGUCUUGUCAUAACCCGCACGGCGCUCAUCGCGGCCGAGCGUAGUUACACUCGUCGUAAAUAUCACCACACGUAAUUAUAACUUAAACGCUUAAAUGAGGCAAUCCCCCUACGUGUAUACCUAAAUUUGUACUAUAUAUUUCGAGACCUUUUCUUCAUGUAGAUCACUGUGUAAAUUCAGUAAACAUGAAUUUCACCCUCAACCUCACGCAAGGAGUGUUUAUCGAUAGAAUUUAUCGCAUUAAUCACACAGAAACUUGAAAUUUCAACGCCCCAACAUUAGUCACCUCCGUUUCUCAUAAAAUCGCGGCAAAAUGCGGCAUUCCCUGUCCAAAGACACCGCUUUUAACGGAGAAACAACUCCACGCCAUACAUUUCUUUGUAGCGACUCGCAAUGUUUGCCCCCUGGCGAUCCCAGAAUCCUGUGCGCAAAACAUGGGUCUCAGAUUACUGGAAAAUCAUUCAUUAGAAUGACACAACAGGUGUUCUACAAUUUACAAUUAAGUUAUAAUAAUACCGCUGGACAUUUCGGCUAAAAAUACUGAUCCCGACACAAAAAUCGAGAUUGUAACACCUAAAUAGCGACAGGACACCCAAUGAACCACUGGAGACCCCAAACCUAGUGCGCUGCUCGUCUGAAGGCUCGCAGCAAGAAUGCUUUUCACCAGGUACAGCUUUGCCCCGAUCCACAGCUUUACCCCAAGUCGAAAGAGGGUGUUUUUUGUCUCCAAUCCAGAGCUUUUAACAUAAAACAUUCCCGAUGAUCGUGUGUUGUAUGAAUUAAUCUUUGACGUUUCUCAAAUAAAUGCAAGUGGUUCACAGGCUAUAGCCACAAUUCAAAAAAUGACCAUUUUAAACGUUUUCUUGGCAGAUCUGUUAUAUGGCCUGGUAUAUAUCUCGAUCCACAGCUUUGCCCCAAGUCGAACGAGGGAAUGUAUUUUAUCUCCAAUCUUGAGUUUUUAAAAUAAAACAUCCCGUAGGUAGAUGAUCGUGUGUUGUAUGAAUGAAUUAUGGAUUUCUCAAAUGAAUGCAAGUGGUGCAUUAUUGUUAUCGAUACCAACGCGCGUUUAAACUGACACAGACUAAUAAAGAAAGUUAUUGGUAGCACGUUAGGGAGCAUUCAUUUUUUAGAAGGGGGGGUGGGCCGGAGGAAUCCGUAUGAGCAUGAAUGUAAAAUCUCCCAGCCGUCCCUUUAUAUUUUUUGUUAAAAAAUGUGACCCUCCCCGGGAAGCAGUAAAAUUUAUAGUGACCCACCCCUUCCUCCUGACAAACAUGGUUUGUGGCUGGAUUGUGCAACGAUCCCGUGGUCCUUCACACAGACGCACCUGUUAGCUAGAACGCAACCGCCAAUUGCCUACUUUUCUGCCAUAACGGUUUACCCUGGCCCCUUCAGGCAACUCAUCUUCCUCUUCACUUUCGCUGCUCUUUGAAUCGUUUUCGUUUGGUUUUCACAAAGUAAGCUCGGAGAGUAUGCAGAUCUCUUUAUUUCCAAUGGGUUUGAUUCGCUGGAACUGAGUUUUGAAUAUGUGGAUAAACAACUCCUGGAGGAACAAUUCGCUGAAGGAAUAUGUUUAACAGGCAAACGGCAGCAGCUGCUCUUAGCAAUUCGACAGCAAAAAGAAAGUAAACCACCUCGCCAAACAGAGAUGAGCAUGUACGACUGGUUUCAAGAAAAUGACAUUUCAAGUUAUUUUAAUGCAUUUAUCAACAAGGGUUAUGAUGAUCUAGAAGUAGUUAUUGAAACAAUCACUGAAGAUGUGCUCUCAGUAGAAUUUUCAACAGAGAUUCCCCUACUGGGGCAGAGGAAGAAAGUUGCAUUAGCAGUUCGAAAGGCAAAGGAAAAGCAGGGGGAAAGUAAUAUCAAUGCAGUCGGGAAUAAACCCAAAGCUAGCCAAAGUUUUUUAUCUUGGACCGACAAAGCCCUUGGAGAACCAUGGAAAAAGAAAUCACUGGGCUAUAUUCCCUCUCCAAAAGGUGAAAGAUCAAUAGCAUAUAUGGAACUUCUACCCAAGUUUUAUAAGGCAGUCUGGCCUUAUUGCAAUUAAGAUAGCUAUUUCAGAAACCAGUUCAUGACAGAGAGAAGCCGACAAUACGAAACCAACAUAAAGGUGGGGACACUGCAACAGAAACUGGAUUUCAAAAAAGGAGACAAUCCAGCUGCAUGUGGAAAGUAUUUUACCACUUCAUAUAUUCCAAGAGCCAGUGAUGUAGCUGUUUUGUCUAAACAUUUGGAUCAGCUCACUAGCUUGAAAACUGAAGUAAACAAGCUCAAAAAGGAAGUGGUAGCCAUGGAUCAAGGCCUUUUUGAUAAGAGUGGUAGGUGCCUUUCUCCUGGGAAAUCUAUUCACCAUGACUUUAAUUCUGCUACAGUGAACAAGCUUAAUGAGCUAGGUCAAAACGCUUCAGCAUUUAUGGCUCAGGUUGAUGAAAAGCUAAAGGAGUUACAGAGCACAUUCAAGGGCUUGGUCUUCAAGCCAUCUACCUCCAAAGCUCGAAAGAGGAAGCAAAACAAAAGGAAAGGUAUCAAACGAAAGUUAGCCAGGAUGGAGAAUGCAAAAACAAGAGUUCUGCAAAAGGUUUUACCAAGGGUCAACCAUGACAACGUUGAUAUAACUAUUGGGGUGGAAGACAUUUUCAUUGCAGCAUUAGUAAGUUUAUCAAGAAGGGAGGCAAAGGUUUUGCAUGAGACACUCAAGUCAGACAACCGAUUCUCAGAAGCUGCUAAGGCCUACAUUUCUGAUUCCUUACCACCAUCCUUGGCGUUAUCUGAUAGUGAGAGCCUAAGUGACUCUCACUCUGAUCAGUGACAGACAUGGAACUGUCAAAUUAUUUUAACAACCAGUCUGUGUUAACCAAACUUCUCUUCAACAGUUUCUUUCAGAUAUUAAAAAUUGUUGUUGUUGUCAUCUAAUAAUCAAUUCAGUUGGUGCGACUGGGGCUUUUAUACAUUUCAGUGGCACAAAGUUCAUUUGAGUCUCGAAUUAGCUUUGUAACGUUAAGGGUUCAAAGAUCAGUUUGUAUAAACUUGUAUAAUAUUAAAAAAAAUUAAGUGACCCCCCCUCUUUGUUGUGUCAAAUUUAUGCUGACCCUCCCUUUUUGGGCUGGCAAAACGUUAAUGACCCUCCCCUGAAUUCCUCCGGCCCACCCCCCCUUCUAAAAAAUGAAUGCUCCCUUAUAGAGGAAUUGCACGAUAGUGUCUCACUGGGAAAUUCAUCAUUCGAAUCUCUCUUUUCUCCAGAAUCAAUAUUUUUAGCGUUGCUUGACGGGAUAAAAAUAACUGCGCGGGAUAACUAGGUUUUGCUCAAUGAAUAUUUAUCCUUUCUCACUAGCAUUUUCUUUGUUUUCAGUCAUUACCACCAGACACCGUUAUCCAGGCCUUAGCGAUGAACAGCAACAAGAAGUCCAUGAAAUUGUAACACGACAAAUACAAUUGUACACCAAAUAUCGUAAGGUUGCAACCGAUGAAGGAGUGUCUGGUCUGAUUACACAUAUUCAGGAGACCUACCAUUUGGCCUUAAAAUCUGUUGGUGUAGGAUCUCUGAGGAUAACAUUUACUUGUCGCUCCCUAGAGAGCCUUGAGCAUUUGUGGAGUGACUAUCAGUCUGGCCAACUAAAUGACAUUGCCGAGAGAUACCUCGUGACCGAUGAUAUAAAGAAAAAACUGAACUUGGAGACGAUCAGGUUGAAGACAACUAUAGAAGAGGAAAACUAUCAGAUUUGCAAGAGGAUUUUAAUGGAAAAGUCAUGUGAGUUUGGAAGCCCUAUGUAA
Messenger RNA from Porites evermanni, 7597 nucleotides. NCBI's taxonomy places the organism in Eukaryota, Metazoa, Cnidaria, Anthozoa, Scleractinia, Poritidae. The record is from the annotation of a GenBank genome assembly.